Messenger RNA from Cavenderia fasciculata, 858 nucleotides. RefSeq lists its product as uncharacterized. NCBI's taxonomy places the organism in Eukaryota, Evosea, Eumycetozoa, Acytosteliales, Cavenderiaceae. The record is from RefSeq and is a predicted model, not a curated record. Bases 1 to 858 code for a protein of 285 amino acids. The transcript has 3 exons.
AUGUCUCAUAUUCAUAUCAAUGCAACAUUAUCAACCAUUGAAUUUGUUGGUUCAUUCCAAACCAAUCAACUAGAUCUACCAUCUAUUUUAAUCAACCAAACUAGUUUGUGUCAUAUCAUGGUUGCCACCACUAGCCUUAUCAAAUGCCAAAUACUAAAAUAUUCAAGUGGUCAUGCAAAUAUUACAUUCUCAUUGUUUGAGUUUUCAAAAUCCUUUGAUUUUUAUCUACCUCCCAAACCAAAAGAAGAAGAUUCAAAUUCAAAUUUAUCGUCAUUUAUUUUCAAAUGUAAUGGAAUUGGAUUAAAUGGAUAUGGUCAUUUUGGAAAUGAUCAAUCUAUUGUCAAUAUCUCUUUAAUAUCAAAUAAUGGUGAAUCGAAUGCUGGAAAAUAUAUUGUUGAUUUUAAAAUCGGAAAUCACACAGACCACCAAUACCUUGUCUACUUUGGACCAAAAAUAUUAAACUCUUCUUCCUCUUCCACCUCCUCCAACAAUGAUGAAAUUAAUUGUACUUUAAAUUCAUCUGGUCAACUUCAUGUUCAGUGUUUAGGAAAUACUUCAAUCAACUGUACAACACAUGGAAUUAGUGAAUGUUACUCUCCAAAUGGAUAUCAUUGUAAUGGAGUUACAGAGUCUUCAAUCACUCAAUGUAUAGCUCCACAAGACAUCCUUUGUAAAUCUGAUAAUAUCAUAUGUCGUGCCGGUCAUUUAACAUGCUCAGUUGAAAAUGGAAAAUUAAUUCAACAACCUUGUGAUACAUAUACAUGUUCACAAACUGGUAGUGGUGCAAUUACAAUCCACUACGACUCAAUUAGAUUAUUAAUAAUAUUUUAUAUUAUACUAUUAAUAAAUGUACAGUAA